Molecule: messenger RNA, 4063 nt
Organism: Parnassius mnemosyne (clouded apollo)
Lineage: Eukaryota; Metazoa; Arthropoda; Insecta; Lepidoptera; Papilionidae
Source: the annotation of a GenBank genome assembly
AGAUAAUGAACGAGAACGGCUCAUUCGAGGAGAAGCGGCUGGUGUGCCACUCGAUACUGGAGCAGAAGGACAAGAAAUACAUAAAACUUGUCGCACACGUGACCAGGGGAUGCGAGUCGGGGCACGUGUGCCUGCGCUUCGCGCGGCGCGAGGCCGACGUGCUGGAGCUGCAGCAGGGCGCCGGCCUGUGGGACGCGCCGCAGGACGCCUGCGCCUCCGACGCGCCGCAGCCAUACGUCACGCUCAUCACAACUUCAUUGACACCGAUGCGGUGUCCCAUCAUCGGUCGCUACUCGGUCGUCAGUUCGCUGGCGGACAGCAGGAGGAGAAGACAACAAGACACCAUAGGUGAUAUGGAAAGUGGUGUCGGUCCGUCUGAGUGUGUGUCGGGGCAGUUCGACAGCGCGAGCAUCGGCUGCGGCGCCGCGCAGGACACCAUCGAGUUCAAGUCGGCCUGCGCCACCGCCGCGUACACAUGUCACGGUGGUUGGGUGGAGGGCUCGGUGGGAUUCGUGAUAGCGUCUCCCGUAUCGCGUGCCUCUUCGCACCCGCGCACCUUCUGCUUCAUGUACACACUGCACCCGCGAAACGAGAGCGGCGGCGGCGGCGGCACGCUGGCGCUGAGCGCGGUGGCGCACUCGUGCGAGCGGCGCCUGACGCCGGGCCGCGCCGGCGACAAGGCCUACAACCUCACAGCUAACGGUACAUGCGAGCAGAGCAGUAAGUACAACAGCGUGGCGCAGAGGCUCGCGCCCGCCGGCGCGCUGCUGCUGCUGCUGGCGGCCGCGCUGCUGGCCCCGCUGCCCCUGCCCCUGGCGCUGCCCCUGGCCCUGCCCCUCGCCCUGCCCCUCGGCCUCCGCCCGCCGCCGCGCCCCUCCCCCGCGCUCGCCCGCAGAUGAUACGUCGCCGCACGCUAGGAGGCGCCGCGACCACGCCCCGUGCUUAAUCCUGCAACCUUGCCCUUCGCAACAUUUUCUUAAGUCACCGUUUGAUUUGCGGCGUAUGUUCAGUAAUUGAUUUCCUAGUUUUGAUAAAUCUUACGGACACGUCUAUUUUAGUCGUUUAAUCGAUCGAUUUAUUUGACUUAAAUACAUUUUCAUAAAAGUUGGUCGAUAAUCGAUAUUGACGCACGCUGCGUAUGCUGUGAUUUCCGUUUCUGAACUUUAAACAUUCGAAAUGUCAACAUUUCGUAUCCAUUAGUUUAUUGAAGAAGAAAAUACUUUGUACCAACGGAAUAACUAAAAUAAAUUACUAAAGCAGGCUGAAUUUGGUAAUGUAUUUGCUUCCGCAAAAACGGCACACUUUAUGACGUAGAAAUGACAGACAUUCGCACGCAUUCUAUUAUGAUAGUUUUUUUUUUUGUUAACAUUACUUUUAACGAAUCUUUGUAAUACUUUACAAAGUUUUAAGUGUUUUUAUGAAAAAUAGCAAGUGUUACUAAGUAUAUGUAAUAUGACUACAACGAAGUCGAUUUCCAUUUGCAAAGCGUUUGCCGUUUUAGCUCGUUUCGGUGUAAUAAAAAACAAUGGUUGUAUCGCCAUCUUGGAGAUCAAACAAUCUUAAGAUCUUCGUGACUGUUGCCUUAGUCGUUACUUACAACAUCCACGGAAAGAGACAAAGUAAUGGAAUCUCUCACGCACAAUACGCACAUAACUCAGGCAGUUGUUAUACCGGAAUACAAAAUUAACAGUUCUUUUAAAAAAAAACUAAAUGUCAUUCAUUCUAAUAAAUUUUAUAUGAAUCUAUUACACAUUGGUUCAUCAUACAGUGCACAGUAAAUCGUAAGUGUGGUUAAUAAUUUCCGUCUUAUGUUUUUCUUUAUGAGCAGUAAGUAAUCCAUUGGUAGCUUUUUUGUUCCUUUUAAAAACUUUGCUCUUUGUACUUGGUAACACUGAUGCUAUUAUAUUCUGACAAACGAAUAUAAUAUUAAUUAUGUCUUGUUUAACUGAUAUAUUCAUUGAUUGUUAAAGAAUUGCCAUAUAAUAUAGAAUUACCAUAUAUGGUAAACCAGUUCUUUUGUUGCUUUUAUUAAUUGUGUAAUUUGUUUUAGAUAUAUUAUUAGCACGUAAAACACUGAUAAAGUCUACGCAAAUGUAUAAGCAUAUUUAAUUAAAACAUUAGUGUUGCUUUCAUUGUGAUACGGCAUUAGUACAUUUUCGUGUUUUUUUUUUAAUUUUUUUUUAUUCAUCCAGUGAUUAUUCAAAAACCCGUCGCGGCCAUCAUUGAAUGAUGCUUUCGUUUUUUGUUUGUGAUGUUGGCAGCUUUUAGCUUUUCUUUACAUGUUUUAGAUUACGAAUGUAAGUAAUUUUAAUAUUUAUUACCUACCUACUUAGUAUGAGUUUUAGUAAUGUACUUAUCUUUUGUGGGACAUUUACGAAAUGAUUUGUAAAAUAAAAUUAACAACCCAUAACCAUCGCGUACCACAAAGGAGAUUACGUUACACUAAUUUAACUAUACGUAAUAUUAUUUUUAGGUUAGUCGGGAACUAAACAAUGUUAAAGAGAAACGAAGCAACGUGAUCAUAUUGUAAAUAUAAAAAGAUGGUAUAAAGUUGGUGAAGGAGAAAAAUAUUCGAUUUUUAAAAAUGUUACUUAUGUAAUUUUAAUUGUAUUGAAUUUUCUUUCAUAGACACUAUCCGGCGUAGUCUAUGACAGGAUUCGAGAAAAGUAAACAAAACAGAGACGAUUGUUUCAACUAGUUUCUGCGACUACGUCUACCUGUACAAUAUAUCUAUAAAUACACAUGAUAUUAUUUAUAGAAAAAAACGCUUUCAGGUAUACAUUUGUACUGUAUGCUAAAUAUUAUACAGUUUAAAAAUUAAGUCUAAAUUAAAUAGAUAGACAUAAAUGUAGAAAAAAAAUAUUAUGCUCAGCAUUUUUCUUUUUGAAUACGUCCAUGUUCUUUUGAUUUCUAUAACAUUUUAAAUCGAUACGUGCACUCGAAACGUGAUUUGAAAUAGAUAAAAGACUAAUUUCAAAUUACGUUUUCGCUUACCAUGCUAAUGUCUUAAAGGGAUUUCUAAAGCUGAAAUGUGAUAACGUUCAUCUAAAAUUGUCUGCUAUUAUUUAAAUAGUUUUUGUGUAGUGCAUUACUUUCUUUUCAUCCUUCUCUCGCUUUAAAGUCAUAACGCUAUCGUUCGUAAAAUCUUGACCAAUAGUAGGUUUAAAAGUAUAAUUGCUCAUACGAAAAAAAAUAGUUUGAAAUUUUAUUUGUGAUAUAAACCUUACCUAAUAAGAUUAAAAUAAAUCAUGUACAUAGUCACUAGACUCAAGUUCCUGACACGACACACUUUAAUUUUCCUAAUUUGAUUUUGUGAUACUCAGACAGCAAUCAAUUUAUUGAAAAUAUAGUUUAUAAGUAUUUGUGAAUUGAGAUUGAGAUGUCAAUGCUUGCCUACAGUGAACCUAUUAUUUAAAAGAAAAAGUUUAAAAUUGUAGCCCAAAAAGACUAUUGUAAAUAUAACUAGCUAAUAAUUUAUAUACAAUCAUAUUUUAUAAGUAUAACGUGUUUUUAAUAAAAAAAUACAGGACGAAAGUAUUAAUUUAAAAAAAAAUAACCGAAGAUAAUAAAUAGCGAUAGAUAAAUAAUUGAAUGAAGAAUAUAUUAAAAAUAUACUUUUGUUUCUUUUUUUUAAUUUCACCACACAAAAAUGUUGUUUGCACUUGAAGUUUGGGACGAGUAUUUUCACGAUGUAGCUGUUAAGGCCGCUUUUGUUUCCCUUUUUAUAAUAAAUAAGCGAAGUUUCACAAUGUGAAUAAAGUGCACUGACAAUUUAUGUAAAAAAACUAUGAUACUCUAUGGAAAUUGUAAUUUAUGGGCAUGUAAAUAUUUUCUUUUUUAUUUUCAGCUAUUUACUAUGGAUGUUUAAAUUUUGUGAUAUCAAUUUUCUUUCGGGCUUCAUAUUAAGCAUUUGUAUAGCAUUUAAGAAAUCUAAGGGGUUUUGGAUAAUUUUGCUUCUUUCUUUUUUCGUGGAACAAUUGGUCACGCCAUGAGAUACGAUUUGUAACUAUUAAUGUGUAAGCCUAUUAUUAUAUUUUGAUUACUGAAAUAUAUUUGAAAAUCA